AUUCUUCACUUCGAUUGCAUUGGAUCUCAAUCUCAAUCUCGAUCUCGAUCUCCUUCUGAUAACAUACAAUGCCUACCAUCGCCGGACCUAGUUCGUCUCCUCAGAAGCAUGUCAUCGGUUCUAGAUCGGAGAUUAUCGGAGGUCUUAGAUCCGCUGAAGUCAACACUUCUCGGAAACGGAAGUUGAGAUCGGAUUCGGCUGCGGAGGUUGCCGCGACGACGGUGUUGCCUGUGAAUUCGAUUUCUACGCCGAUGAAAUGGAAAUCGCCUCGUCGAUGUGCUGUUUCAAUCCCUAAGACCUCUGAUGAGGAGAUUAAGGAAGAUUCUAAUGGAAAUUUGACAAGUCCAGUGAUAUCAGCUGUGAAAAACCUAUCUGUUUGUUUAGAUGUUAAAUCAAAAUGGAACCCUAGAGAUGAUGACCAAAUCAAAGCUGUGAAGGAGGUAUUGCAUGUGUCUAAGGCACCGUCAACUGUUGUUUGUCGUGAGGAUGAGCAAAGACGGGUUUUCGAGUUUGUGAAAGGUUGUAUGGAACAGAAGAAAGCUGGGAGUUUGUAUAUUUGUGGCUGUCCUGGAACUGGAAAGUCACUAUCCAUGGAGAAAGUAAGACAACAAGCUGAAGACUGGGCAAAGCAGGCGGGUUUGCCUUGCCCGGAAACAGUGUCUGUUAAUUGCACAUCACUGACAAAAACUACAGAUAUUUUCUCCAAGAUACUUGGUAGCAAUGAGUCCGGGAAGAAAGCUAAUGGUUCAUCUUCACCUCUCCAACAACUUCAGAGUUUGUUUUCUCAAAAGCAACAACAAUCCAGCUCAAAGAUGAUGCUAAUAAUUGCAGAUGAAAUGGAUUACUUGAUCACAAGAGACCGAGGUGUCCUUCAUGAGCUUUUUAUGCUCACAACUUUGCCUUUUUCAAGGUGUAUACUUAUAGGUGUAGCAAAUGCAAUAGACCUUGCAGAUCGUUUCCUUCCAAAAUUGAAGUCUCUUAAUUGCAAACCUUUGGUUGUCACUUUCCGUGCCUAUUCUAAGGAUCAGAUCCUUAGGAUACUGCAGGAAAGGCUUGUGGCACUUCCAUUUGUUGCAUUUCAGUCCAAUGCCUUGGAAAUUUGUGCAAGAAAAGUAUCAGCUGCAUCAGGAGACAUGAGAAAGGCUCUAUGUGUCUGCAGGAGCGCUCUAGAAAUCUUAGAAAUAGAAGUUAGAGGAACAAUAGAUCAAGAACCACAAGGUGCAGCUCCAGAGAGUCAAGUGGUGAAGAUGGAUCAUAUGAUAGCUGCAUUGUCCAAAACGUUUAAAUCUCCAGUAGUUGACACCAUCCAGUCUCUACCUCAACACCAACAAAUCAUAGUCUGCUCUGCUGCAAAGGCCUUUAGAGGAAGCAAAAAGGAUAGAACCAUUGCAGAGUUAAAUAAGCUAUACUUGGAAAUCUGUAAAUCUUCGAUGAUAACUCCAGCUGGAAUUACUGAGUUCACUAACAUGUGCACAGUGCUAAACGACCAGGGGAUUUUAAAACUCAGUCAUGCUCGAGACGAUAAGCUAAAGAGAGUGAGCCUUAGAGUAGAUGAAGCAGACAUCACAUUUGCUCUUAAGGAAAUUCGAUUCUUCCGCAACUGUCUUCUAUGAUGAAGUUAUUGAAUUAUAGCAACGGGUUGGUUCCUUCAUUCUUUACAGAAUACAAAGAGUGUAAAAAAACUCAGUACACAUAAAUUGUUUUAUAAACAAACUAUACUCUUUAGUCUUUAUGAGAUUACAGGCUGAUCAGCGCAGAUGUUGAACUCUUAUUAUGUAAUCUUCCUUUUUCCGACGACUUCCAUAUUAACAUUUAUAGUAAUAGACUAAUAGCCAUGCUCUCAAUGAAAUAAAUGCCAUCAAGUGAU
Molecule: messenger RNA, 1867 nt
Organism: Arabidopsis arenosa
Lineage: Eukaryota; Viridiplantae; Streptophyta; Magnoliopsida; Brassicales; Brassicaceae
Source: the annotation of a GenBank genome assembly